Molecule: messenger RNA, 829 nt
Organism: Orbicella faveolata
Lineage: Eukaryota; Metazoa; Cnidaria; Anthozoa; Scleractinia; Merulinidae
Product: protein phosphatase inhibitor 2-like
Biological process (GO): regulation of signal transduction
Molecular function (GO): protein phosphatase inhibitor activity
Source: RefSeq, a predicted model, not a curated record
UAUUUAAGUUUUUCCUUUACCCUUAUUUAUUCAUCAGAAUUUGUUGUUCUUAUCUUGGUUUUAGAACUAAAUAAAGAGUUCAAAGAUAAGAGAAAGAAACAUUACAAUGAGUAUUCCAAAGUUAAACUUGCAAGGAAACUUAUAGAACAAGAGUUGAAAGAUCUAGAAGAUGCAGAUGACUCUGUAGCAAACAACACUAAAGAAGGACCAAGCUCCUCGCAAGAUGCUGCUGAUACGCAGAUGGAUGAGACAUAAGGAAGGCUAAUAAGUGAAUACAUGUCAUGUUUUUAUUGUAAUAAAUUGCUAAAACAAUGUUGUUUGGUCAGAUACUGUACACUGGAGAAGAAAUUAACAGCAGAUUGUAAACAAAUGUACAUAAAAAUGUAUUAACAUAGCAGAUUAUAUCAAGAAAGAGUACCUCUAGCAAACAGUUUACACAGCACAAUGCAAAACACUGAUUCCACUCAAAUUAAAAGUUAGAGCGACAACAAACAUUGAAACAGUUAUUUGUAAACUAAUGAACUCUGUCAAGUAUAUAAUAUAUGCUUACAAUCAGUGGAACACAGUCAUGUUUCUAUCCAAAUAAUUAACCUUGAAUUCACUCGGAUAGCACGAACGGACAAAUUCAGUCUCAGGGAAUUCAGUCUUGCUCGCGCUCACCCUCAACAGGAACUCAGUGUAUUCUGCUGCUGUUUAAUGUAGCAUGGUCGCAUUGUUUCAAAUGAUAGCAUAAUGAUGAUUUUACAGUUAGCUAGUAGAUGUUCACUUUGAAAUCACUUUGAAAUGCAAAAUAACUAUAAAGAAUAAAAACCUCAGUUUAUACACCUCA